GCCGCGGCGCAGCCCGCAAAAUUCACACACACACAAGUAGCGAUUUCCUAUAUAUUAUAUUAUAUACGGUAGUAGUACGCGUGCUCGUUCGUGUGUGCCACGCGAAUAAAACCGGUACACUCGCGCGCGGCUGUCAGUGCGAGGCAUACGCGUAAACAGCAGACACACACGCGCGUGCGGAACGAAAUGCGCGAUGUCUCAUGAAACAACAGGUGACCGAUGGAGCGUGUGAGUCAGGCUGCUGCUGCCGCACAUCGUUGACGCAGAUUUCCAAGCGAUUUAUAUACACUUUGACACGAACUUGACAGACCCGGCAGCCAACAUGACGUAUCGAGGUCUCAGCCAACACGUUAAUUUCGAGUCUGUGCCCGAUCCCGAGGAUCGUUUCAGCCUCGAGGAGCUGAUCGGAGAGGGAACUUACGGCGAGGUUUACAAAGCGCGCGAUAAAGAAAGUGGCUCGCAAGUGGCCGUCAAGAUACUGGAAAAUGUCGCCGACAAUAUCGAGGAAAUCGAGGAAGAGUUUCUCGUUUUGCGAGAUCUCAGCAUGCACCCGAAUAUACCCGAUUUCCAUGGCAUUUUUCUCAAGAGAUCGAAACCGGCUCAGGAAGAGGAUCAACUUUGGUUCGUCAUGGAGCUAUGCACUGGUGGGUCAGUAACAGACCUCGUCCAGGGUCUGAAGAGACGUGGAAGCCGUUUGACCGACGAUCAGAUAGCCUAUAUUCUGCACGACACCGUUGAAGCCUUAAUCUAUUUACAUAAUAAUCAUUGCAUGCAUCGAGAUGUUAAAGGUCACAAUAUACUGCUGACUGAAGAUGCACGCGUGAAACUGGUCGAUUUCGGCGUUUCCUCUCAUCUGGCCGCCACUCACGUGAGAAGAAACACUUCAGUCGGUACGCCGUACUGGAUGGCACCCGAAGUGAUAGCCUGCGAGCAGCAGCUGGAUUCGUCCUACGAUUCGCGCUGCGACAUCUGGUCGGUCGGCAUAACGGCCAUCGAGCUGGCCGAGGGCGAUCCGCCGCUCUUCGAGCUGCACCCGAUGCGAGCCCUGUUUCAGAUACCGCGCAAUCCACCGCCGAGCCUGAAAAUUCCCGACAUGCAUUCGGCCGAGUUGUCGGAUUUCAUCGCCGAGUGCUUGGUCAAGGACAUGGAGCAUCGACCGUUCGCCUGCGAGCUCAAAGAGCAUCCGCUGCUGUUGAGCGUCGAGGAUAGGCUCGAAGAAAUAAGGCUGCAGAUCAAAGAGGAGAUUCAAAAGUAUCGAUCCGAAGGUAGAGUCGUUCAUCAACCCGACGUUACGACGAAGCACGGAAAAUUGAAGACAGAUCGCAAAACCAGACCCGAAAAGAUGUACAUGGAUGACCUAGCCGCGUUGGAUGUUCUUUCCGAAGAUGCUAUUGUUGACCAAUUACAAAAUCGCUAUGAAAGAUCGCAGAUUUACACGUACAUCGGAGACAUACUCGUGUCAGUCAAUCCUUUCACCAAUCUCGGCUUGUACACUGGAAUGGAACGACGACGUUACAAAGGUCAGGCGCGUUCGGACAAUCCUCCGCACAUAUUUGCCGUGGCCGACGCGGCUUAUCAAGCGCUGCUUCAUCAGCGUCAGAAUCAGGCGAUAGUCAUAAGCGGCGAAUCGGGCGCGGGUAAAACCGAGUCCGCCAAUUUGCUUCUCAAGCAACUGGUCUACCUGAGCAAGGCUCCCAACAGGAAUCUGGAGGAACGCAUCCUGCAGAUAAAUCCGAUAAUGGAGGCGUUCGGAAACGCGACCACGGGCAUAAACGCCAACUCGUCGCGAUUCGGCAAGUAUCUGGAUCUGACGAUGACGCGCGGCGGAAAAGUCACCGGGGCUAGAAUCGCCGUCUACCUGCUCGAGCAGUCUCGCGUGGUGGCACAGGCGGAAGAGGAGCGAAAUUUCCACAUAUUUUAUUAUAUGUACGACGGUCUGGAGGCCGACGGUCGACUGGAAGAGUUUUUCCUGAGCCCCGAGAUCCGAAAAACGCAUCGCUAUCUGACCGAUGCUGCCGCGGACAAUACGCAAACCCACAUCGACAAGUUCCAGCAGCUCAAGGCUGGUUUCAAGGUUCUCGGCUUCGCGGAUACCGAAGUCGACACGGUGUACAGCGUUUUGGCGGCGAUAUUGCAUCUCGGCGACAUCGAGUUCGUGGAAAUUCUCUCCGAGGAUAACACCGAUAACAAGAGUGCCGUGGUCGACAACGAGCCCGUCAUAAGAGUGUCCAAACUUUUGGGAGUCGAACCGGACGAUCUGAUCGAAGCCCUGACGUCGAAUUCAGUGGUAACUCGCGGAGAAACUAUCACGCGAAACAACACCGUGGAAGAGUCUUGCGCGGCUCGCGACGCCAUGGCCAAGGGCUUGUACGGCCGUCUGUUCGAUUGGAUGGUUAAUCAGAUUAAUUGCUUAUUAAGCUUCAAUCGUUCGUCCAUGUACGAGCCACUCGCCAUCGGAUUGCUCGACAUUUUCGGCUUCGAGAACUUCCCCAAGAACUCGUUCGAGCAGCUCUGCAUCAACAUCGCCAACGAACAGAUCCAGUAUUACUUCAACCAACAUAUUUUCACCUGGGAACAGCAGGAGUACAUGGCCGAAGGUAUUCCCGUGGAUUUAGUUGAGUUUUCGGAUAACAGGCCAGUUUUGGAUAUGCUGCUGAGCAAGCCCAUGGGCUUAUUAGCUCUUUUGGAUGAAGAAAGUCGUUUUCCAAGGGCUAAUGAUAAAUCUUUGAUUGAAAAAUUCCACAACAAUAUCAAAUCAAAGUUUUACGUAAGGCCCAAGUCCGAUGCCGUAUGUUUUGCCAUUCACCACUUUGCCGGUCGAGUCGUUUAUCAAGCCGACGGUUUUCUCGAGAAAAAUAGAAACUUUUUGCCACCCGAGGUGAUACAACUCGUGCGUCAGUCGCAAUUCGACAUGGUUCGAUUCCUGUUUCAGUGCCCGAUCACCAAGACCGGCAAUCUCUACUCGGCGAUGCAGGAUGUAAAUUCGAGGAAGCUAUCGCCGUCGGGCCACAGUACCAAGGAACGUUACUCCAGUAGAGGUUUGGCGUCGCAAUCGCGAGCUCAACAGACCGUUGCCACUUACUUCAGAUACUCGCUGAUGGAUCUCUUGCAAAAAAUGGUCUCCGGCUCCCCGCAAUUCGUUCGCUGCAUCAAGCCGAACGACAAUCGAAGUCCCAAGUUCUUCGACAAAGAAAAGGUCAUUAAACAACUCAGAUACACCGGUAUAUUGGAGACGAUUAGGAUUAGGCAAAACGGCUUCUCUCAUCGAAUACCUUUCAACGAAUUCUUAAAAAGAUACUGUUUCCUCGCUUUUGGAUGGGAUGAAAGAGUGAUUGCUAAUCGUGAUAAUUGUCGACUUCUUUUGGUUCGAUUAAAAAUGGAUGGUUGGGCAUUAGGAAGGACGAAAGUUUUCCUCAAAUAUUACCACGUCGAGUUUCUCUCGAAGCAGUACGAAGAGCAGUUGAAAAAAAUCGUUAUGGUGCAGGCGUGCGUUCGUCGGUGGUUAGCGAAGAUUCGUUUCAAGCGUGAAAAAUGGCAGCUCGCCGUGUCGGUUGUGACAUUGCAACGACACAUUCGGGGCUGGCUAUCGAGAAAACAUGCGAUUGAAGCGCUUAAAAGUCGCAAUGAAGAAUCGAGUGUUGUGCAAAAAGCAGCUGAAGAAGCAGCUAAUCGCGUUCGAGGAUCAAGGCAAAAUUCAGAAACUCAAGAAAGCGAAGAAAAAGCUGCUCUGGUCAUACAGAGUCAUUUCAGGGGUUACACUAUACGCAAGAAGUUUGGCCUAGAAUUGGAGGAACGAUACAAGCGAAUUUUGAAUGAUUACGACGAUAAAAGAGAAGCCCACCAGGCUUUACUGCGUGAAGGUGUCAAACCAGAUGAUGCCACUCUUAUCAUAAAGAGGUGGUAUAAGACAGAGGGUCCAAUUCGUAAAAAAGUUCCAGUCAAAGAUUCGGUCCAUCCAAAACUUAGACAGGCCGACCUUAUUCACUUCGCACAGACUGUACACAUGAAAAAUCAAGAAGUGCAUAAGUAUCUAAGAGCGAAUAAAGGCCCUGUUCCGAUAAGCGAAAUUGAAGAAAAUCCAGAAGAUUACGUAAGACCGAAAAAUUUCGAUAUAAUUCGGCAAUACUUGGAAUCACGUGACGACGAACAAAUCGAAGAUAAUACUGUCAAGUAUUAUCGCGACUUGCAAGAUGAUCUCAGCAGUGGUUCGGACUCAGAAGCAGAAAAGGAAAUUAAUUGGGACUUACCAAUGAUACAGCUGGAAAAUGACCUCCAACCUUCAGCGAGAGGUCGCAUGGGACAAGUGUUGGAGAUGGAAGCGGUGAGAAAAGAUCGCCUUCAAGCCCACGGCGAUUAUCAAGUCGCCUCAGAGCAACAACUCUCGGACAUUUGGCACAAAGCUUUGAGUAAUCCAGCUGAGACACAAGGGGAUACUUCGGCAACUCAAAUUAAUUCAAGGAAUGAAGAUUAUCGUAAUGGCUUGCAAUCCUCACCAGAGUAUAGAAAACAAAUUCCGGAACGUAAUGUUCAUAAUUUUGCCAAUGGUACACAUUUCUAUCUAAAUAAUGGAAAAAAUCAACGUAACGGAGCUGGAUACAAGAUUAGUGAAAUCAAUAGCUAUGCAAGAGCUAUCAAUGGAAUAGUUAAUAAUCAACAUCAACAGACACAACGAGCUGAACAACUGCAAAAUCCCAAUGAUAAUUUUACUAACAAAAAUAACAUUAAUAGAAAUAAUAAUAAAAAUGAUAAUGAUAAUAACAAUAAUAAUAGUAUUAAUAAUAAUAUAAGUCGUCAGUCAAAACCUAUCAUAACUGAUAAAAUGAAUAGUCAAGAAUUCAAUGAUAAUAUUGCAUACAGUGACAAAAUAAGCAAUAUCAACAAUAGGAACAACUUGAAACAUAGCAACAUGAAUUCAAGCAAUUUUCAUCAUAAACCCGUGACGCCACGUAACCUCGUGAAUGUUCGAGCGAACAUCGCUAUAAAAUCCAUCAACGAUCGUAUGGUUGGAAUAACUCCAGAUUUACGUAAAUUUUUGAGACCAACGAUAACGAAAAUUAACCAAGAAGAGAAGAGAAAAGUCAAUGCUAUCCAGGUGCAACAAGACAGUGAAGAUAUAAACGGACCGUAUAAUUUUCGAAAAUUAUUAAGACCCGCGAGGUAUUUGCCCACCGAGUCUUUACGAAAGCGCAAAGGCGCAAGUGAUGGACUGCCAGUGGUGAAAGAUAAACUAGUUGCUGGGAAGCCAAUCAAAAGAAGAGCUCCAUUAGCGCCAAAUAUUAGCGGCAAGAUAAUACUUGAACGAAAGCGAUGAAAUUCAGAAAAAUAGCUAGGUCCUGCAGCUGACGUGGAAGAGAGAAACUUUCAUCGUAAAAGUAAUUAUUUUCAACUCUUAAUUAAAUAUUUUUCAAUAAUGAAAUUUUGAUAACAAUACAAAUUAACAACUUAAAAACACAUUUUAGAAUAUGACUAAUUUGCAAAUGCAGGAUUUUAAAUUAAUUGAAAAUAAUUUUUACGUUCAAAGUUUCUCGUUCAACGUAAAAUGUCUUCAAAAUUAUAUUAUUUUAAUAUAAAAUGUGAUGUGAAAAGAUUACCAACUUACGUUGUUUUUCAAAAAUCACAUAAUAAUUUUGUUAUGUAAAACAAAAAACCGAUAAAAUCUGCGUACGUUUAGUGCUAGUCAUUGUCGAUCUAAACUCGAGUACGCAAACAUCGAUGCAAGUAUUAUUACUUUUUAGUUCUUAUCGCAGCGAAAAACUCUUAUUCUUUAAAGCUGAUUUUAAAACGAAUCAGCUUUAUCAGGCGAGUAAUUUCCAAAGUUCUAGCUUAAAUUAAAACGUAAUUUAUUUGUAAGUCAUUAUAUUCUACAGAUUUUUAAAAAUAAACUAUUUCAUUUGUUAAAAAUUUUAUGAUCAUGUUGCGAGUGUAAAAUCAUUUUAAAUCGAUCGUUAUGGUUUAAUCAAGUAUAUGCCAGUAAAUAAAUAUAACUAUAUCAAUAAUCAAGACAU
Messenger RNA from Trichogramma pretiosum, 6005 nucleotides. Its product is annotated as myosin-IIIb-like. The record is from RefSeq and is a predicted model, not a curated record. NCBI's taxonomy places the organism in Eukaryota, Metazoa, Arthropoda, Insecta, Hymenoptera, Trichogrammatidae. The transcript has 16 exons. Gene Ontology annotation, biological process: protein phosphorylation. Gene Ontology annotation, molecular function: ATP binding; cytoskeletal motor activity; protein kinase activity. Gene Ontology annotation, cellular component: myosin complex. The coding region runs from base 323 to 5311 and encodes 1662 amino acids.